GCGAUUUCUAUCAGAGAAGGAGGUCGACCCGAGCGAGCGGCGUUGAGUAUCAGACAGGCCAGAUCGAGAUGUCCGGUGGCGCGUACGAGACGGGCGUCUGACGGGCGUCUCCGUCUUGUUCUCUUGUCGCCGCCGUCCGCGCAGACUCUCACCGCCAAGUCCCGACUUUGCACAUCUUGCCGAGGGGCCAGUGCCUGACAGAAUAUCAAUAUCACCCGCCGUGCUGGCCAAGCAUGGCGCGCAACAUCAUGUCCACACCCACUCCGGUCUCAGCCCCUGCUCCCCAGGCCCCGGACAGCCCGCGCGAGUCCGAGUCCCCUCCGCCCCCGGGGCCGCAGGGCGACCUCGAGAUGGAGCUUCUCAACCUCGCGCAGAUGCUGUACAACCUCGGGACGACCGUGGUGAACGAUCUGACGAAGGAGAAGGACAAGCCUGGCAAUGGCAAGAACGUCGGUGCUCGAGUAAAUCACGUUAUCAAGUCGUUGGGAGUGCUUGAGGAGAUGUCAGAGACAAUCACGACGAUGGUGCCUAUGCAAGUGCUCGCGGACAUCGACAACUCGCGCAACCCGAUGCAGCUCACAAAAGACCGGCUCGAGAGAGCAGCGACAGAGAACCAGUUUAUGAACGGGAAAAUACAGGCUAUUGAAUCGUACAGGAAGAUGCUUGACGAGGCUCUGGUGCAGAAUUUCCCGGAGCUGGGAGAGCAUCUCAUGGGCUCUUCUUUGCAAACGGCCGCGGGCCCACAUUCUGUCAAGAUGGAGGAAGACGCGACGGCUGGGCCGAGCAACAACUUGAACGGGCAUCCGAACGGGGUUUAAUUGGGGACUGGCGCAGUCCAAUGCAAGCCCUCCACAUGACAAUUACGACAUUGGUUCGCGGCCCGAGGAUGGAGGAGGGGCGCUCUCAGGGGCGUUUCACAUCCUCGCAAUCCGUGAACGGGCCGGGUGCCAUCGCAACCAAUCGGUAUCCCCGCGGAUAAACUCGGCAUUGUGAACGCUUGACUAGAACGAGCGAGGACGACGGCACGUUCAGACCGGACAAGACUCGAGGGUUGGUGGAGUUAAAUACUGCCGUCAGCGGGUUUGGUUGCACAUGGCGCCGGAAAUGGAGGGGUGGACACAGGACGAUUGAAGUGAGAAUGAAGGGAUAGAUUGGGCGAGCCUCGAGGCUGAAGGUACAGUAGUCUGGUAGGAUAGACGCGGUUCUGAGCAUGUUCCACGAGUGUACGAUGGCUGUAUGU
Molecule: messenger RNA, 1240 nt
Organism: Dichomitus squalens LYAD-421 SS1
Lineage: Eukaryota; Fungi; Basidiomycota; Agaricomycetes; Polyporales; Polyporaceae
Exons: 3
Coding region: 234-818 (194 amino acids)
Biological process (GO): regulation of transcription by RNA polymerase II
Cellular component (GO): mediator complex
Molecular function (GO): transcription coregulator activity
Source: RefSeq, a predicted model, not a curated record